CAAGAAUGACAAAACAAUCUUAUUUCCAAGCAGUGAAACAACAAUCGCCUGUUGACAGUGAUGUAAAAAAGAGUCUGACAAAAUUUGAACAGUUUUUAUGUGAAAAUCACUUUAGAAUUGAAAUAAGGGGUAAAAAAGGCAGAAAAGUUGCAGUGAUAUUAACAAAAGAAAUGAAAGAAAAUAUUGAUCAUCUGUUGUCUUUAAGUGACAAGGGAACAAUGUAUGUGUUUCAAAAUACCAGUUCUCGUUUUCCUAUCCGAGGAAGUGAUGCACUUAGGAAAAUGGUUAGAGGAGCAGACAUAAGAAAUCCUGAAACAGUAACAUCAACUUCACUAAGAAAACAAUUAGCGACAAUGUCACAGGUACUUCAUAUGAAUGACAAUGACCAAGACAUUCUUGCCAAAUUUAUGGGGCAUGACCUUCAGAUCCAUCGUGAGUUCUAUAGACUUCCCCAGAAUACUCUUGAAGUUGCCAAAGUAACAAAAGUUCUGCAUGCCAUCAACAGUGGAAAUAUUUCACAGAUACAAGGGAAAAAUCUUGAUGAAAUAAAUGCGAUGGAUGUUGUAGAUGCUGAAGUGUUGAGCGACGAGGAUGAUGAUGAUGAAGAGUAUAAUAAUGAUAAUUGUGACGCUUCUGACAGAUUCUGCCAAGUACCAGAAUCCCCAGAUGAUACCUCGACAGAUUCUGAAUCUAUACAAAACAAACAGCAACAUAAGAAACAUCGCAUUGGUAAAACUUACCCCAAGAAAGGUUUGAGAAAACCAUGGACCGGAAUAGAAAAAGACACCGUUAAAAAAGAAUUGCACAGAUGUUUUUUAUUGGAGAAAUUACCAUCAAAAAGAGAAUGUGAAGAACUUAUAAAUAAGGAGCCAUGUUUGAAGGAACGAUCAUGGACAAUGAUAAAAGGUUUUGUACGAACAACUUUAGCAUCACAAAAGCGUCAGAUUGAAAAGAAAAGAAAAGAACAUUAGAUUUGUAAAGCAGUAAAUAUGUUAUUAAGUAUUGAUAUCUUCAGUACGGUACCCUCUCUGAACAUGCACAUGAAUUUUGAAAAUACUAGGCACAAAUAGUCACAAUAAUAAGAUGAUAUGUCAUGCGUAACAUCUGUGUCCCUUCCGCCAAGGUCAAGGUCACUCUUAGAAGUCAAAUAUUUACAUAGUCUGUUAUAGGGUAUAUUUUGUGUCCAGUCCAUAACUUUUUCAUAGAUAAAAGGAUUUUAAAAAUACUUUGCACAAAUAAUCACAAUAAUAAGAGGAUAUGUCAGGCGCAAAACAUGGGUUCCACUUAGGUUACACUUAGAGGUCAAAGAUUAACAUAGUCUGUUAUAGGGUAUAUUUUUUGUCUGAUCUAUAACUUCUUUAUAGUUCAAGGGAUUUUAGAAAUACUUGGCACAAAUAGUUACAAUAAUAAGAUGAUUUGUCAUGCACAACACGUGCACUCCUCCCUUCAGUGUGAAGGUCACACUUAGAGGUCAAAGCUUGAUAUAAUAGAUUUUUAAAUUCUGUGUAUCAUUUUUGUGUCGCCUCUACGGAGUAGUGGCGACAUAUAGGGAUCACUUCUCCGUCGUCUGUCCGUCUGUCUGUCUGUCCGUCCGUCCGUCACAAAACUUGUCCGGGCUACUGCUCAUAAACUACUGGUGCAAUUUCAUCCAAACUUUACAGGAAUGAUCAGUACCAAGUCUAGUUGUGCAUAUUGUCAGCAUUUUCCGGUUCAAUGAUUUUUGUCAGAGUUAUGGCCCUUUAAUAAUUUUUAUUUUUAAAGUUUGUCCGGACUACUUCUCUUAUACCACUAAUGCAAUUUCAAUGAAACUUUACAGGAUUGAUCUAUAGCUCAAGUCCUUGGGCAUAUUGCACGGGUUUUCCGGUUGAAUGAUUUUUGGCCGAGUUAUGGCCCUUUGACAAAAAGGUGUUUUUUUCUGUGUGUUGCCACAUACACAAAAGCUUGUCUGGACUACUCCUCAUAAACUACUGGUGCAAUUUCAUCCAAACUUUACAGGAAUGAUCAGUACCAAGUAUAGUUGUGCAUAUUGUCAGCAUUUUCCGUUUCAUUGAUUUUUGUCAGAGUUAUGGCCCUUUAAUAAUUUUUAUUUUUAAAGUUUGUCCGGACUACUUCUCUUAUACCACUAAUGCAAUUUCAAUGAAACUUUACAGGAUUGAUAUGUAGCUCAAGUCCUUGCGCAUAUUGCACGGGUUUUCCUGUUGAAUGAUUCUUGGCCGAGUUAUGGCCCUUUGAUAAAAAGGUCUUUUUUUCUGUGUGUUGCCAGAUACACAAAAGCUUGUCCGGACUACUCCUCAUAAACUACUGGUGCAAUUUUAUCCAAACUUUACAGGAAUGAUCAGUACCAAGUCUAGUUGUGCACUGUUCGUCUGUCUGUCUGUCACAAAAUUUGUCCCAACAUGAAAUUGGCCAUCAUGAGGCGACACAUGUGAUUACUGAUCACUCUUGUAUUUCUUUUAUAAAUUUAUUGUUGAAUUUGCAGAAAUAGCAUUGAUCAUAUUUUUUGACUGAAAGUCCUGAGAGCCAUACCUCAAUCUUUUGAAAUAACACAAUUUUAUGCUUCAUAUAAUACUUCCCCGAGGCGGGGGACGUUGGUAACUCUGUUACAAAUUCUUGUUGUUCAGGCUCUGAGAUUCAAUUACACAUGUAAGGUAAUUUUUUUAUCAAAGUUACCUUUUGGGGGUAUAAGUCACUUUUCAGUGGCAGCUCUUGUAUGUAUCAUCAGGGUUGCCAGCGGACUUGAAAAGUCAGGGAAAUUGUGUACUUUUUCAAGGUCAGGGAAUUGUCAGGGAAUUUUGAAAUUUGGUCAGUGAAAAAUGAAAAUCCUGAAAAGUCAGUGAAAAGUCAGGGAAAAAUUAUUUCAAAGGUCGAAAAAUAUACACAUUGAAUGUCUUUCUUGGCUAUGGCAGUCUUUGGCAUUUAAUAUUUGACUUUAUCACUCUCACAGUUAAGCAUUAAAUUCAAAUAACAGUAAACUGUGAUAUUAAGAAGCAUUAUAUGUUAACUUAGUGAUUAUAAUACCCAUUAUUUACCUUAGAACAUCAUUCAGCCUAAAGACUGAAUGUUACAGUUAUGCCUCUCAUUGUAUUCUGUAUUGGUCUAGCUAUUUCUGUGCAUGAUCACUAGAAGUGCUUUUACUUACUAGCAAUAUCUAGUCAGUACAUUGUAUUCUGUAUUGGUCUAGCUAUUUCUGUGCAUGAUCACUAGAAGUGCUUUUACUUACUAGCAAUAUCUAGUCAGUACAUUGUAUUCUGUAUUGGUCUAGCUAUUUCUGUGCAUGAUCACUAGAAGUGCUUUCACUUACUAGCAAUAUCUAGUCAGUACAUUGUAUUCUGUAUUGGUCUAGCUAUUUCUGUGCAUGAUCACUAGAAGGGCUUUUACUUACUAGCAAUAUCUAGUCAGUACAUUGUAUUCUGUAUUGGUCUAGCUAUUUCUGUGCAUGAUCACUAGAAGUGCUUUCACUUACUAGCAAUAUCUAGUCAGUACACUGUAUUCUGUAUUGGUCUAGCUAUUUCUGUGCAUGAUCACUAGAAGGGCUUUUACUUACUAGCAAUAUCUGGUCAGUACACUGUAUUAUUUAUUGGUCUAGCUAUUUCUGUGCAUGAUCACUAGAAGGGCUUUUACUUACUAGCAAUAUCUGGUCAGUACACUGUAUUAUUUAUUGGUCUAGCUAUUUCUGUGCAUGAUCACUAGAAGGGCUUUUACUUACUAGCAAUAUCUAGUCUGUACACUGUAUUCUGUAUUGGUCUAGCUAUUUCUGUGCAUGAUCACUAGAAGGGCUUUUAAUUACAAACAAAAUCAAGUCAGUAUACAUGUAUACCAAACUACCAUAUUGGCAUAUAACCUGCUUUGACACUAAGAAAUUGUACAAGAGGAUUUGUCUUGCAAACAUGAUGGAAACUGGUUAAAUUAUGCAAUGCUAUGUUUUUCACACUAACUUUUUUCACACUAACUUACUUCACUCAUUCAAAGUCUUUAAUUUUAUAGUGAUUAUUUCAUGAAAUGCCAAAAUGAGCCCUAUGUUCUUGUUUUCACAAUCAGUGGAGUUUAUCAUGAUGCCUUAUACAAGUAACUGUGUUAAAUGUUUAUUGUUCUUAUAGUUUAGAUAUGUUUGAAUUUUAGGUUUUGUCAUACAAGUAUUACUCUUAUAGUCUCGGUGUUUUAUGUGUUACUAUUAGGAAGGAAAGAGUGACUUAUGUGAUUUCUAAUACAGAUGCUUAUAUUAUGAUUCUUCUGAUUUUCAUGUCAUAUGUUUCACAUGUUUCACUGACCAAAAGUCACACUGUGUUUGAAUACAAAUAGUUAAGAAUAGUAGAACACAAUGUUUGAAUCAUUACUUUGAUGUAAAUGUUUUAUAUUUUGGAAAAUAAAUACAAGUUUACAUGCAAAAAUAUAAUGAGAGGAUUGGACGGCUAUAGGGGAGGUCAGGAGGCCGUUUAUGUGUUUAACGAUUUUGGUCAGUGAAAAACAUGAAUUGGUCAGUGAAAAGUCAGGGAAAAGUCAGGGAAUUUUAUUUCACCCAAGUGCUGGCAACCCUGAUCAUAUAUUUUAAUCAUGUUAAUACUCGAGUUUUGUUUGUAAUGGAAUCUUUAAUCUGGAAAAUGAAUUUGUAAUGAGAAGCAGGAGUUGAUUUAUAAAGGUGUAAUGAAUUUGUUGUUUUUUUUUGGUUUUUUUGUUCUAUGCUGUUACAUACUUUAAUCUGUUGGUUAUGUAAUGUUACAAAUAGAGGGUGCAUAGACCACGAAAGGUAACAACUUAGUCACUGAUUGGCAAGAAUGUUAAUUAUCUGGAUAUAUUCUAGUGGGUCAUCUAGGAAAAACUAGGAUAUGACAAUGUAUGAGGAUUAAUGUCAUUAUCACAGAAUACAUGUACUUCAAGAUCUUGAUUAUUUGAAAAGAAUGAUAUUUUUGACAGAACUUGCAUUAAGUGGCUAGAAAGUUGUCUGGAGGAAAGCAAUAUCAAUUUUGUACAUUAAUUUUUUUCCAGGUAUUUUUCUUGUUGUUGUACUUAUAUUGUUAUCAAUAUCCCAAACAAGCAAUUUGUAGUCAUUUUAGCCAUCGAAAGGGAUGUGAAUGCUAUGAAAACAUAUCUACAAUAGUAUAAAUCCCAAUAUUCAAACACAUUUUCAAAAAAGUUAUGCAGCCUAGAUUUUAAGUCUAAAUUAUUCUUCAUUGUAGUAAAACAAAUUUGACCAUGAAGUUUAUCAUAUUAAUUGUUUUGAAGAGGCAAUGUCAUAUUCACACAAGAUGACUUAUUUGAAUGUAACUUUACUGUGAUUUUAUUUUUCCACAAUUUCUUGACAUUCAUUAGUGGUUUCAUUAAAUAAAUGGAAUCAGGAGGAUAAUGUUUUGGCGUUGUCCGUCCAGAUUUCUUUUCCAUGCUAGGUUUCUGCAAUUACUGACUGGAAUUCAACGAAACUUUAUGGGAAUCAUCAAUACCAAGAGAUACGCAUAAUCAUCACAUUGAACCAUGAUAAGUAUGCAGUAUGCAUAAAGAUCAUUUUUAGAUCAAUAAUCGUUUCUGCACUGUUUCUCAGCAACUACUGCCUGGAAAUUUAUUAAACUUUAUAGGAACUAUUAAUAAAAAAAGGCAAUUUGCAUCUCAUUCGCAUGUCCAGAUAAUACUAUUUAACACAGAGUUAUGGCCUCUGUUAUUGCUCUGAAUUUUUAGCGACUACUCGAGACAACAUGAGAGCUAUUGUAGUAGUCCCGGCGUCUCAUUGGUUAAAGUUUUUUGUAAAUUCAAAUAUCUCAAUUAUUGCUUGAGAUAUUCAAUUGAAACUUGCAAUACUUAUUUAUAGUAACAAUGUACAUCAGAUUGACAAGUUGGAUAACUCUGCCUACAAUUUUGACAGAAUUAUGCCCCUUUUUAACUUAGAAAUUUUGGUUAAAGUUUUUUGUAAAGUCAAAUAUCUCAAUUAUUGCUUGAGAUAUUCAAUUGAAAUUUACAAUACUUUUUUAUAGUAACAAUGUACAUGAGUAUGCAAAAUCGCAUAACUCUGACUGCAAUAUUUGCAGAAUUAUUUGCCCCUUUGAAACUUAGAAAUUUUGGUUAAAGGUUAAAGGUCUUCAAAGAUAAUCACUUGAAACUUUACACAUGUACUUAUGGUCAUAAUUGGAGAGUCAUAAUUGUAUGUCACUGACCAAGUUCCAUUACUCUACUCGCAUUUAGGCUGAUUGAUCUCCCCUUUUCUACUUAGUCUCUUGGUUAAUGUUUACAUGCAAGUUUUACAUAUCUCAAUAACUACUAGUAUUAAAGAUAUUUAUUUAAAACUUAGAAUCCUAAUUGUAUGUCACUGACCAAGAUCCAUAAUUCUAUCUUGCAUUUAGGCUGAUUUUUCGCCCCUUUAUCAACUUAGAAAUUCAUGGUAAAGUUUGCUUGUAGAGGUUAUCUCCAUAAAUAGUUUGUGCCGUUUUUGGGAUAUUUUUAUGCAUUCAUAAUAAAGCAGUGAUUUACUUGAUAAAACAUUUUAAUAACAAGCCUUUGUACCUUUUUGGUCAAUUUUAUGUAUUCAUAGGUAAUUAGCAUUAUUAUACUUCAUAAAACACCCUUGUGACAACUUUUUGAAUAGUCGAGCCAAUACUGUCCUUCGACAGUUCUUGUUAUCAUAUCAAAGAAUAUUACUGUUUAUACCUUGAUAAAUAUAUAAAUAAAGCCUUAUGUCUCCAGUUGUUGUGUUAGUAAUAACCAGUUUUGGCGGGGGGAUACAAAUUCAAGGAAAUUGCUUGUAUAGAAGUUAAAAUCAAGGCUGAACAAUCAAGAUUUGAAACUUAAAUGUAGUGCUUAAUGAAAACAAUGCUAAAUUAGUUUUCAAGUUUUUAAAGAUAAUAUAUUCAAUUCAAGAGAAAAUAACCUUUUGAAUUAUCUUGUUUGAAGUAAUAUUGGUUUGUAUAUGAAACAUCGAAGUGGAUACUAUGUAAUCGAGACAUUCAAAGUACACCAUAAUGUUCAGUUGAAACUUUGUUGUUGUUGUUAGCUCACCUGUCACAAAGUGACAGGGUGAGCUUUUGUGAUUGCUUUUCGUCCGGCGUCGGGCGUCCGUAAACUUUAAAUGACGUCUCCUCAUAAACCACUAAGCCAAUUUCAUCCAAACUUGGCCCCGCCCCAUGUCAUUGAUUUUCCUUAUAUGUGUAAAGCAAAAACUCACAAAUCUUCUUCGAAAAAUCAGAAUAGCUAGAGGUCAGAUAUUAAGCAUGAAACAUUUUCUAGUAAGUGUCUACAAAGAUUGUUCAAAUAAAAGCCCUGGGGUCCAAACUGGCCCUGCCCCAGGUGUGUCAUUGUUUUUAACUUUAUGUGUAAAGAAAAAACUUGACCAGCUAGACCUUAGCAUGAAACAUCUUCUAAUGGGUGUCUACAAAGUUUGUUUAAAUAAAAGCCCUGGGGUUUAAACUGGCCCCGCUACGGGGGCCUAUAUACAGGUGAGCAACUUCAGGGCCAUCAUUGCCCUCUUGUAUUUAUUAACUUUCUUUAAUUGAAUUUUUUUUAAAUAAAUCAAGUGCAAAGAAUUUUGUUGAGAGGUUUUUAUUAUUUUUGAUAUAUUCCUCAAGUUUAUUUUUAUUUAUUUAUAUGUAUGUUUUUGCUCAUUUAAUUUGUAACUAGCCAACUAUGAAUUGAAACUCCACAAAACAUACAUAGAUAUUUUUAGUCCCCUACCGGUUUAUCGGAGGGGAUUUUAGGUUUACCCUCCGUCUGUCCAUCUGUCUGUCCGUCCGUCCGUCAGUCCGUCCACAAAACUGGAUCCCGCGAUAACGCAAAAAGUACUGAAAAUAUUUUAAUGAAACUUGAUAUAUGGAUAGAUGGCAGUAUGGAGAUUAUGCACGUCUUUUUUUUUCUUCUUAUGUUGAAAAUUCUGGUUGCUAUGGCAACAAAUAGACUGAAAAUAUGGCAAAUUUUACACAUAACCUGGAUCCAGUGAUAACGCAAAAAGUACUGAAAAUAUGUUUAUGAAACUUGACAUAUGGAUAGAUGACAGUAUGGAAAUUAUGCACGUCUUUUUCUUUUCUUCCUAUGUUGAAAAUUCUGGUUGCUAUGGCAACAAAUAGACUGAAUUUCAAGAUUUCUGAUUCUAGUUUUUAAGUUUUUUCACUAUAAGUUCUUUAUUUCUUAAGGUAUUUUCUUCAAACUUUAAAUAUUAGUAGCUUGUCAUCAACCACAUCAUAUGUGACAAGGUUUACAACUCUAGCACAAAAUUUAUCAGAAUUACCUCCCUUGAACCUAAAAUUUUCAUGAAAAAAAACAUUGUUUUUUUUUAAUAACUUCUUUUUCUGAAUGUAUCUACUUCAAACUUCAUAUAAAUAUUUCUUAUUAUCACUCAACAUUUGUGAGUGUUCAAUACUCUAGCAAGACUUUUUCCAGAAUUAUGCCCCUUUUGAACUUAGACUUUCUUUUGAGAAAUUGGUAAUUUUUACUCCAACUUCUUCAAUCAUGAUAGGAUUUUAAAAAUUUUAUAUUUUGAUAACAGGGAUGGUUAAAAAAUAACUUUAGAGUGUCCUUCAGUCCGUCUGUCUGUACAUAAAAACUGUGUCCUGUGAUCACUUUUAAAGAACUUUUUCAACAAAUUUACUUAAAAUAGGAACCUAAGUGAAUGGCCAAUGGCCCUUCAGAAUGUUGAUUGGGCUCUUACCGGUAGGGGACUUAUGGAUUGCUUGCAAUACUAUGAUAAUUGCUUGUAUUUUAAUGAACUUUUUGUUAUACACUGUAUAUGUAUAUUCAAAAUUUUAGUUUUUAUUCAAUAUCAGAUUGCUUGUUACAUGAAGACUGUAGUUUUAAUGUUUGUUUUAAUGAAUAGUAUAAAGCUUCUGAAAAAAUGUUUUGAAUUUUAGAUAUUUAUGUUAUUAGCUAUGUUACUGUGUUAUGAGAAAGUUAAUGUAGUGAAGUGUAGUUAUGUUAUUAUGUAUGUGUGAGAGUAGAUUAGAUGUAAGAAUGGGCUAUUUAUGAAUUGUAAGGUAAUGGCCAUGUGUUUCAAUAAAUGAUGUGUUAAAAUAAAAAAAA
Messenger RNA from Ruditapes philippinarum (Manila clam), 8988 nucleotides. RefSeq lists its product as uncharacterized. Gene Ontology annotation, biological process: DNA recombination; DNA integration. The coding region runs from base 6 to 971 and encodes 321 amino acids. The record is from RefSeq and is a predicted model, not a curated record. The transcript is spliced from 3 exons. Gene Ontology annotation, molecular function: DNA binding. NCBI's taxonomy places the organism in Eukaryota, Metazoa, Mollusca, Bivalvia, Venerida, Veneridae.